AUGGAGCAGCCAGCGGACAAGCCAGUUGAGAUGGAGACAAGAAACGAAGGAGCAGAAGCGGUAGAGCCGGCGGUUGAAGCGGUUGAAGCGGUUGAAGUUGAAGCAGCUGAAGCAGCUGAAGCAGCUGAGCAGAAGGACGCGGAAGCCAUGAAUGAGACGGUGGAUGGCGACACGGAUCAAGGCGAUGAGAGCAGGUCGAAUGCGCAAGUGAUUGAGAUCGAGGACAGUGACUCGUCGCCUGAAGGUGACACUGAAAUGGAUAUCGAUGAGGACCAGGAGAUGAAGCACGAUGAUCGCGAUGAGACGAGACCCACAACGCAGUCGUCUGCGAAGGAGGAGUCCCGGUCUUCUAGCCGUGUGGUCAAGAGCGAGAUGGAUGAGUCUAUAGCGCAGUCCAGAAGGGAGAUGGAGGAAUUGGAGAGCGAGCUUGGCGAGGAAGCACGCAAGGAAAAGCAACGUGUGGUAGAUGAAUUGAAGAAGCAGUACAAACUGAUAAACAGGGAGUAUAUCAGACGAUGCUCACGAUUCCCGAUCUCAAAGAUGAGAAUGAUUGCUAAGAAUGACCCUGAAUACUUAGAGUGUACCAAGGAUGCGUUGAUCGCAACAGCCUUCGCUACUGAGCUAUUUGUGCAGACUUUGACCUACGAGACAUUGAUCGUCAACGGAUCGGUACCGUACGGGGACGGCAACUUCCAACAGGAGCCCAAACCAGAGCCUUCAACACCUAUAAACAGCGACGAGUUGCUCCUGGAUUAUAAAUCGCUCUCAGAGUCAAUAGCUCUGGUCGACCACUUCCAAUUUUUGGCAGACAUUGUUCCAAGAACCAAGAACCUACGAGAGUUAGUCAAGGAGAACAAAGUCAGAUACACUGCCACCCAAAAGAACUGA
This is a messenger RNA of Nakaseomyces glabratus, 888 nucleotides long. It is a transcript of the gene DLS1, whose product is annotated as Dls1p. The record is from RefSeq and is a predicted model, not a curated record. Gene Ontology annotation, molecular function: protein heterodimerization activity. NCBI's taxonomy places the organism in Eukaryota, Fungi, Ascomycota, Saccharomycetes, Saccharomycetales, Saccharomycetaceae.